Molecule: messenger RNA, 636 nt
Organism: Galleria mellonella (greater wax moth)
Lineage: Eukaryota; Metazoa; Arthropoda; Insecta; Lepidoptera; Pyralidae
Product: histone-lysine N-methyltransferase, H3 lysine-79 specific-like
Exons: 2
Coding region: 1-636 (211 amino acids)
Source: RefSeq, a predicted model, not a curated record
AUGAGUUCAGUCGCCUUCGGGGAGAAGUGUGGCACAAUAAAGAGAAGUGACUCCACGAUAAAAUUGAAAAAAACUAAAAUUGCUAGAGGAUGUGAAAUAAUAACGAGAGAAGACUUUGUGGAAAAAAAAAAACGAAAGGAAGAGGAAGUAAAACAAGAAAAGGAAAGGACUACUAGGAAGAAACUUAAAACAAAAGAGAUACAAAAAGAACCGGAAGAAAUGGACCAAAUCAAAAAACCAAACUGUAUAAAAUCAACUAACGAAAGUAAAGUAAAAAAAGUAAUAUCUCAUAAGAGCAUACCAAAGAAAAAAAAAAAAAGUGCAGCUAAAAAUUCUAAAAAAAGGGUCAAAGAUCAAAAGAAGCGUUAUGAUUCCAGCGAAUCUCAAGAUGAAUCAGUUAUUAUAUUAGAUCUGUCUGAUUCAGCUGAAUUGUCAUGUCAAAAUUUUGAUUGCUAUCGUGAAAAUAUUUUAGCGGAAAUGGAAAACGAUGUCGAUUUUAUCGAAGAUUUGUACACGGAAGAAAAAGAAAAUGACAAAACUUACUUAAAUAAUGAUGCGAAUGUUACAGUUAAUGACAAAUUUAAAUCAAAUGUAGGCAGUAGGAACCCAGAAAUUAAUGAUUGGGUAUUAGUAUGA